UCAAUUUAUAAUGUUCAAUUUAUGUUGGCGUACUAUCUAGAAUAUCUAGAUCUAUCUAUUCUAUGGCAGUAUGUGUGUUAGUGUUAUGAUUUUAAUUUUAUUUAUUUUCGUCUCACUCACCACUGCAGUCUCAGUCUCAUAACACUCAAUCAUGGAUCUAAGACAAUCUAAAGUUUAGUCUUUAGACUAAAUCUAGAUCUAGAUCUAUCUUUUCAACUAUUUUGGUUAAGACAUCUAUUGACUCUACUUGGCUGCCUGGUCGUGCGGUUUGCAUGCUGGACUGUCGUUCAGAUUUAUCGAUGGUCCCGGGUUCAAACCCUGCCCGCUCCCAUCCCCGUCGUCCUGCGGGAGGUUUGGACUAGGAAGUAAUUAUCUUCAACUCUGAAGGAACAUCCGAAACAUGUGAAACAAACAACAAACAUUUUACUUAAAAGAUCUCGCUAGAGAUAAGUAACACUACUGAUGCAACAAUUAUUUCAAGAAUGCUUAUCCUGAAAACCUUCAUACUUUUGGUAUUCAUAUAUAUACUUUCCUUGAGUGGUAUUCUAAUUUUUCUGAAAGGAUUUUUAUUGUCAAGAUCUGUUGUUGAAAGGAAAAGUGAAUGUUUGGUUGAAUUUGCUCUUCGAGCAGAAGAUAACCACACACACCAUGCCAAAGGCUGCUGGAUGCACAGUCGGUUCAAGCGAGCAAUCAUAGUACUAAUAGAUGCAUUAAAAUAUGAUUUUAUGGAAUACAAUGAAACACUGGGCAUUGAUGAAAUCCAAAACAUACAUUUCAAGAAUAAAUUGACCAUAUUACAUCAACUAAAAACAAAGAAACCACUUAAUUCCAGGCUGUAUAAAUUUAUAGCUGAUCCUCCAACCACCACAAUGCAACGGCUGAAGGGGCUAACUACUGGCAGUUUACCCACUUUUGUUGAUGCUGGCGCAAACUUUAAAAGUUAUCAUAUCACAGAGGACAAUAUCUUAGAACAGCUGGUUCAACAAAACAAAAAAAUAAAAUUUUUUGGUGAUGACACAUGGCUGGGUUUAUUUCCUGAUCAAUUUCACCAAUCCUUUGGAUUCCCUUCCUUUAAUAUUCAAGAUCUUCAUUCAGUGGAUGAUGGCAUACUUGCAAAUAUUUAUUCAGAGAUGAAGAAAUCAGAUUGGGAUGUCAUCAUAGCUCAUUUUCUUGGUGUUGAUCAUUGUGGUCAUCGGUUUGGUCCUAAUUUUCCAGCUAUGCGAGACAAGCUGUUACAGAUGAAUGCUAUGCUGAGCAAUAUUACGCAGUUAAUGCAAGAUGACACAAUACUUUUUGUGAUGGGAGAUCACGGAAUGACAAACACAGGAGAUCAUGGUGGUGAUAGUGUUGCUGAACUUGAGGCUGGACUCUUUAUCUAUAGUCCUACACAGAUUGCAUCAAGUCAACAAAAAGAUGAUAACACAGUCAAGCAAGUGGACUUUGUACCAACUAUAUCUCUGCUUCUUGGACUUCCUAUACCAUUUUCUAAUCUGGGAAUGGUUAUUACAGAUUUAUUUACUCACUGCCCCUGGUGGAGCACUGCGACCAAUGACAUUCGACAAGCUUAUCAUAAAAUUAAGGCUUUAAGAAUGAAUGCUUAUCAGAUCAGCAGUUAUCUUUCAGCUUAUCAGUCACAGGCUUCAGACUUGCCAGAGAAUGAGCUGAGAACAUUGCAACAGUUAUUUACUAAUACUGAGCAAGAGAUUCAAAAAUACAUCACCAUGAUGGCUAAGGAUGGUGUGAAAUCCGACACCUUGUCUAAGUUUCAGUCUUUGGAAAAUUCAUACAGGACUUUUAUCAGAGAUACAAGGCAGAUCUGUGAAAAUGUUUGGGCUAAAUUUGACCUUAAGUGGAUGCUGAUAGGCAUUCUCACAUUAGCACUGGGUGUUGCUCAGAGUUUGUACUUAUGGGCAUCUUGGAGCAAUGAUGAAACAUCUCUUCCUACAUCCGCUAAAUUUCUUUUAGGAGGAUCAUUGGCUUAUCUCAUUUGUAUUGCAGUACAUCUCUUCAUUUUUCCCACAUCUGUUCCCCUGAUGCCUGUCACUUUAGCUGCUCUACUUAUAGUUGCAAAUUUUGUCUGUGUUAAAAGUUUUAUGCCAGAGAUGUUUGUUGUGAAAAGGUAUUUCACACUAGUCAAUGUAGUCUCAAGCGUAUUGUUCAUUAUGAACUGUUGUAUCUACUUCUCAAAUAGUUUUGUGGUUAACGAGGAUGAAAUCUCCAUGUUUUUAUUACAAACUUUAGUUUGUAUCUUCAGUGCCAGUAUUAUUUUGUCCAAGAAGUCACUUCGGGGGAAAACUGAGCACACCAAAUAUUCCAAGAAAUCAAAAUCCAGUUUUGAUAUUAUGCAAGUGGUAUUGCAUCCUAAAACUGUAUGCUUCUUUGUGUGUCUGAGUCUUUGUGCUCUACUGAGGCUCUCCUCUUCUUUUAUUCCUUGUAGAGAAGAACAGGUCUCAUGUAGAAACUCUGUAUUUCCUCAGCCUUUGGCUUCCUUAGAAGGUGCCACAAAAAACAAAAGGUAUAUUUUUAGCAUUGUUAGCUUGGCAGUAAUGGUGUAUGCAUCCAGGCGAUGGCUGAAACAUUUUGGUAACUUGAAUGGCACUAGUCCUGGGGUGGUUGCCAUGUUGUAUGGUCCUCCUCUGGCAGCUUUAUUUACAUGCCUGCAUUGGGCCCUCCAGGGUCUCUCGGAUCUGGUCAGUGACUCAUUCACACCCUGGCAGCUGGCACUGAUGGCUCAGGCUGUUUAUGUUGUUCUGUUGGUUUCCAUAGUAACUCUUACAGUGUGGCCACUACUUAUAUUUAUGAUUCCGUCCAAAGCAAACUCAGCACUUUAUCUUUCACAUAAAGGUGACUUGCAACAUAUUAUUCCAACAAUCUACAACCAGUUAAAAGUAAACUUCCAGCAAAGUCAUAAUGAAAAGGAUAGUGAGAGAUCACCCAUUAUUUAUGGACUUGGAUCUGCAUAUAGUGCAUCUAUUUGCGCUUACCUUGUGCUGUUUGGACUGUUACUGACUUUGUUACUGAGUGAUGGAACAGCGCCUAGCAUCACCCUUGGAAUAUUAGUUCUGUAUUUAUGUUUAGAGUUGUAUUCUGCAGCCAUCGUCUCAAAUUCAAAACAUGAGGAGGACAUGUCAUCUCCCAGGUGGGCAGGAUUAGUUUUAUUCAAUCUUCUGUCGACUGUAUUCUUUUAUACCACUGGUCAUCAAGCCACUGUCCCAAGCAUCAGAUUUGAAGCUGGUUAUGUAGGCUUUUAUGGUGACCUCAAAUCAUUUAUUUUACCAGGUUUUCUGGUGUGGCUCAAUACAUUUGCUGGACCAGUAUUCUUUAGUUUGGCUGGACCAUUGGUCAUCUUUUGGCCAUUACUAUUCAGUGGGUUGGCCAGUUGGAUGAUAAAUAAGAAAUCAGAACAGGUCAAAGAGAAAACAAGUUGGCAAGGAGACUUCAGUAUUUUCAACAAUGGAAUCAAACUCAACAAACAUUUAUUUAGUCUUGUCUGUGGAACUAUCUUCAUUACUUCUUUGAAGCUCUUGUUUGCCACAUGUGCUGCUGCACUUCAUCGAAGACAUCUCAUGGUCUGGAAAAUAUUUGCUCCCCGCCUAGUAUAUGAGAGUGCCCUGUUUGUGACAGUGACAGCUUGUAUGUUUGUUGUAUGUCUUUUUGUACAUAGAGUUGACAGAGCCUUGAUACAAUUUGUGAAACACAUUCAUCCAGAUAAAGAUAGCUGAGUUUAUUUUUUGUUAAAAUAUUAUAAUCAGGUUGAUAGGUUAAGUUUUUGCAGUAAUUUAUUUUUCAAUUUUAACAUCUUCCCAUGAUGCAAUAUGCCAUAACAUAGUUGCUGGCCCUUCAGUCUUUUACUUGAAGUCUUCCUGCAAGAGAGAUUAGUUUGAUUGAAAUGAAGAGUUUUCCUGUUGAAAAUUUUCACAAUAAUAAACCAUAAUUGCAUUAAAAAAAAUCCUUUCAUGUACUUUUACUGGUAUACGAGUUGAAGCAUUUAUUUGAUUUCAAAAUGAACUGAGCUAGUAUUAACUACUGUAGUGGUAUUCUUUUGAAUACAGAGUAUCUGAAUAUUUGUGUAUGUCUGGCUGCAUGUACUUCAAUCAGAUCAAUCUUAUCUUAUGUAAUAAUCCAGAAAUUGAUAUUGUGUAUGAAAAUGUGUCUGUGAAAUAAUUUUAGGAGAACAAGUUGAACAUUGAAUCUAUUAAAUGCUAUGUCACUUUAUCUUUUAUGUACUACUUUCAGAUCUGAGGUUGUUCAUAUCUGUUUCAAAGAUUUCAACCAUACUUCCAUUACUGAAGUAGAUUAAUACUGUUGUUGAGUUUCUCUGAAUGUUUAGUAUGUUUUUAUAAUUAAGUACAUUUAUGCUGGGGUCCAAUAGAAUAGUUUGUAUAUAAAACUAUUUUUAGAAAUGAUCAUCCUAGUUUUUAUUUGACAUCAGAUGUGCGUGUGUCUCCAAGAAAUAAAAUUUUAUGUAUA
Messenger RNA from Biomphalaria glabrata, 4470 nucleotides. Its product is annotated as GPI ethanolamine phosphate transferase 3-like. Lineage: Eukaryota; Metazoa; Mollusca; Gastropoda; Planorbidae. Gene Ontology annotation, molecular function: mannose-ethanolamine phosphotransferase activity. Bases 483 to 3722 code for a protein of 1079 amino acids. Gene Ontology annotation, biological process: GPI anchor biosynthetic process. The transcript is spliced from 9 exons. Gene Ontology annotation, cellular component: endoplasmic reticulum membrane. The record is from RefSeq and is a predicted model, not a curated record.